Molecule: messenger RNA, 3681 nt
Organism: Mauremys reevesii (Reeves's turtle)
Lineage: Eukaryota; Metazoa; Chordata; Testudines; Geoemydidae
Gene: GSPT1
Product: G1 to S phase transition 1
Exons: 15
Coding region: 147-2021 (624 amino acids)
Biological process (GO): translation
Cellular component (GO): translation release factor complex
Molecular function (GO): GTPase activity; translation release factor activity; GTP binding
Source: RefSeq, a predicted model, not a curated record
CAGGAACCCCGGCAGGUCACACUGCGCAGGGCGGUGGGGCACACGCGGAGUCGCUGGAGUGAGGGAGUGCUGAGUCGGUGCUGCCGCCGCCGCCGCCUUCUCCCGUACGGCUUCGGAGCCGCAGAGGUUUGUGGGGCAGCCACAAAAUGGAGGCGAACGGGAACGGCAGCGGGAGUAGCAGCGAUUCGGCUCCCGACUGCUGGGACCAGGCGGACAUCGAGCCGGGCAGCGGCGCCGACCCUGGGUCCGCCCCGCCGGCCGCAGAGGCCCAGGCCGAGCAGCAGGAGCUCCUCCUUGAUGCGGCUUUCAGCCGCCAGCUCAACGUGAACGCCAAGCCCUUCGUGCCCAAUGUCCACGCUGCCGAGUUCGUGCCGUCCUUCCUGAGAGGGGGGGCGGCGCCUGGACUACCGCCGCCCUCCCCCCCACCUGGCCUGCCGCCGCCCCCGCCCCACGGAGCAUCUGCAGAGUCUUCUCAAGAGGCGCAAACAGCAUCUUGUGAAGGUUCAAAUGUUGCUGUUAGUAUGGAAGUCUCAGAACCUGUUGUAGAAAAUGGAGAGACAGAAAUGUCCCCUGAAGAAUCAUGGGAUCACAAAGAAGAAACAUGUGAAGCAGAGCUAGGAGGUGGCCCAUCAGGAGAUGCAGGGCAUACUGAGGAGAGUGCCCAGGAAAUGAUGGAGGAAGAGGAGGAAAUACCAAAACCUAAAUCUGUAGUAGCACCACCAGGUGCUCCUAAAAAAGAACAUGUGAAUGUAGUAUUCAUUGGGCAUGUAGAUGCUGGUAAAUCAACCAUUGGAGGACAAAUAAUGUACUUGACAGGAAUGGUUGACAAAAGAACACUUGAGAAAUAUGAAAGAGAAGCUAAAGAGAAAAACAGAGAAACCUGGUACCUGUCUUGGGCCUUAGACACAAAUCAAGAAGAACGAGACAAAGGUAAAACAGUAGAAGUGGGCCGUGCCUAUUUUGAAACAGAGAAGAAACACUUCACAAUCCUAGAUGCCCCAGGGCAUAAGAGCUUUGUUCCAAAUAUGAUUGGCGGGGCUUCUCAAGCUGAUCUGGCUGUGUUGGUUAUUUCUGCAAGAAAAGGAGAGUUUGAAACUGGAUUUGAAAAAGGGGGACAAACAAGAGAACAUGCCAUGUUAGCAAAAACAGCAGGUGUAAAACAUUUAAUAGUUCUUAUUAAUAAAAUGGAUGAUCCAACUGUAAACUGGGGUAAUGAAAGAUAUGAAGAAUGUAAAGAGAAAUUGGUGCCAUUUUUGAAGAAAGUUGGCUUCAAUCCCAAAAAAGAUAUUCAUUUUAUGCCCUGCUCGGGACUGACUGGAGCAAACCUUAAAGAGCAAUCAGAUUUCUGUCCUUGGUAUAUUGGUUUACCAUUUAUUCCAUAUCUGGAUAAUUUGCCAAACUUCAGCCGUUCAGUUGAUGGACCAAUCAGGCUGCCAAUUGUGGAUAAAUAUAAGGAUAUGGGCACUGUGGUCCUGGGAAAGCUGGAAUCAGGCUCUAUUUGCAAAGGACAGCAACUUGUGAUGAUGCCAAACAAGCACAACGUGGAAGUUCUUGGAAUUCUUUCUGAUGAUGUAGAAACUGAUGCUGUAGCCCCAGGUGAAAACUUGAAGAUUAGACUGAAAGGAAUUGAAGAGGAGGAGAUCCUUCCAGGAUUUAUACUCUGUGACCCUAAUAACCUGUGUCAUUCUGGACGCACAUUUGAUGCCCAGAUAGUGAUAAUUGAGCACAAAUCCAUCAUCUGCCCUGGUUAUAAUGCGGUGCUGCACAUUCAUACCUGUAUUGAAGAAGUCGAGAUAACAGCCUUAAUCUGCUUGGUAGACAAAAAAUCAGGAGAAAAAAGUAAGACACGACCACGUUUUGUGAAACAAGAUCAAGUAUGCAUUGCCCGUUUAAGGACAGCAGGAACUAUCUGCCUUGAGACAUUCAAAGAGUUCCCUCAGAUGGGUCGUUUUACCUUAAGAGAUGAGGGUAAGACCAUUGCAAUUGGAAAAGUUCUGAAACUGGUUCCAGAGAAGGACUAAGCAUUUUUCUUGAUGACCCUGCACAAUACUGUGAGGAAAAUUGACUCUGCAAAAGCCUACUUCACACCGCCUUCUUCUUUCUGCCCAUUGAUAAACUUCUCCCCAUAUUUUGCAAAGACAAAUUUCACAGCCAAGGUCCACAUUAUGUCAGCUUUCUCAUAUUGAGAGCUCUGCUAUGCCAUUGUUGAAUUUCCCAAAAAGAGGGUUUUUUUCUCCCAAAUUCUGCUUCCUUGCAAAGAUUCGGCAAUAGCUUUGUAAGUGAUGUGGACAUAAUUGCCUAUAAUUAUGAAAAUCUAAAGGAUUUUUAAUGUUUAAUUUCCCCUGGCAUAUUAAGACAUCUUUUUUCCAGGCAGAUCACUCAGUGUGAGUGUGUGUACACAUGUUACAAAGACAACUACCAUGUUAAUAAACUAUUCAAUUUGAAAUCCUUUUUGGUAUUGGAAUUGCUUUUGAAUAAUGUUUUUUAUCUGGAUGUAACACUGUUGCAUUAGCUUUUUAACUUUCCAAGGAUUCUAAAUGUUCGAUUACUUGGAGUUUUCUAAACUCCUCAGCGGCUCUCUUCCUUCUCCCCCUCCGUGUUUUAAAUGAGGUACUUAGACAAUUGACCAAGUUUGUAUAAAAGGAAUUUGUUUUGCCCCAGCCUAAUGGUGGUGUUUAAUGCAUUCUUUAAAUUAAAUACCUUUCUGCAAAUGUGGCACUACUUUAUUAGCUUUAUGUUGAUUUAUAUCUACAGCAAACCUACGUUGACUUAACAUAAUUUCUUAGACACAGUAAGUUGGUUUUGAAUGCUAGAAUUACAUACUGUGUCUUUAUAAAAAGUACUGCAUAAUCAAAUUCUUAUCUUCAGAAAAUGCUAACAGUAAAUCAAUGGAAGCUGCAAAAACAUGGUAAUUGUGGCAGUAAUGCCUGCAUUGGUAUUUAACUGGGCCAGUUAAAAAAGUGCUAGUUCUACAAGUCACUUAGUUCAUUCUCUGUUAGAAGGCUGGAUAAUCCUUGCUGUUUUAAAGAUCUGUCUGAAUUGAGGGGAGAGACUAUUUAAGACUCUAAGUGUUUGCACAUAUUGAAAUAUAUGAGGUGCAGAAUCAAGUGCAGUCUGUACAUUUUUGCAUAUCAAGCCAAUUUAAGCUUGUGUAGACUGGUGAAGAGCUUUCUUGAGAAAGUAAAGCCAUAAGCAGUUUAAAAGUAAGCUUCCUCAAUACAGCUUGAAGGAGCUAAAUAUUAAAACCCUACGUAGUUCUAGGUAAAAGUGGACUAUAUCUCCUGUUGCCAUCCUGGUUCGAACGAUGUGAAAGAGGGUGAAUGGGAAAUGAGAGAAAAAAAAGUAUUAAUGGAAAUCUCCAUUAUUAAUUUAAAGGGUUAAUUUCAGAGCUUCUUCAGAAUACUUUUCCUUAAAUUAAAUAUUUUGCAAUUGUAAAAUUAAAUAGUGGUGAGCCCUUGCCUUUCCCAGAAGCUGACAGUCACAUGACUGUUUCAGUUUACAGAACUCAAAAUUUUAAAGAGUUUUAUCCUUCUUGUUUCUUUGUAACUGUGGAAUUCCCAUUCAUUUCACUUAAGGCUACAUUGUAUGGACAGAGCAAGUUAUUGUCCUUCAGUUUCAUAUGAUUACACUUGUAGCUACCGUAAUGCAUGAAAUUUAAAUAAAUUUUAUUAAGUCUGCAAA